Coffea arabica (coffee) is the source of this 1294-nucleotide messenger RNA. Its product is annotated as annexin D3-like. Lineage: Eukaryota; Viridiplantae; Streptophyta; Magnoliopsida; Gentianales; Rubiaceae. Gene Ontology annotation, biological process: response to water deprivation; response to cold; response to heat. The record is from RefSeq and is a predicted model, not a curated record. Gene Ontology annotation, molecular function: calcium-dependent phospholipid binding; phosphatidylserine binding; calcium ion binding. Gene Ontology annotation, cellular component: cytoplasm; plasma membrane.
AAAUUUAUUACUCAUUUUUUGUAACUGAUUUUAUCCAUUCUGAUAAAACCCAAAACCAAAAAAGAACAAAAAGGUUAUGCUUUUCUGCAAAAGUCCAUGGCUACGCUAAGAGUUCCGGAUGUUGUUCCUUCUCCAAGACAAGACUGUGAAAGACUCAGAAAAGCCUUCCAAGUAGUAGAAACACCUCCUGGUACUACUACAUGUUUGAAUGUAGUUUUGUGCUGUUCAUGUAUUCUGGAUUCAUGGUUAGGCCUGGGAACCGACGAAAAGGCAGUCAUAAAGGUGUUGGGACAUAGAAAUGCAAGUCAGAGGAGGAUAAUCGGAGAAACUUAUCAGCAGCUUUACGAUAAGUGCCUCAUUGAUGACCUUAAUGCUGAAUUGUCCGGUGACUUCAGGAAAGCUGUUAUCCUGUGGAUUUAUGAUCCUCCUGAAAGAGAUGCAAGGCUGGCAAAUGAAGCCUUGAAUUCCAGGAGGAAAGGUGUCAAUGAACUGCAAGUAAUUGUUGAGAUAGCAUGUGCAUCAUCUCCUCACCAUUUGAUUGCUGUAAGACAAGCAUAUUCAAUUCUAUUCGACAGUUCACUUGAAGAAGACAUCAUAUCAAAUGUUCCAAUGUCUCUCCAAAAGGUUUUGGUUAGUUUAGUCAGUUCCUAUAGAUAUGACAAGAACGUAGUUGAUUCUGCUAUUGCCAAUUCUGAAGCUGCCAAGCUAUAUGAAGUUAUCAAGACGAAGAAAUUAGAUCACGAUGAUUUUCUGUCCAUCCUUAGCACCAGAAAUGUUUUCCAGCUGAAAGAAACUUUCCUGCAUUACAGGAAAAACUUUGGAAAUUCCAUAGAUGAGGACAUUUUGAAUUGUGGCAAAGGCAAUUUGGAAUCCAUUUUGAAGGUGGCCAUCUGGUGCAUAGACUCCCCUGAAAAACACUUUGCAGAGGUGACUAGAGCUUCCAUUGUUGGGUUUGGGACUGAUGAGGAUUCUCUGACUAGGGUGAUAGUAACUCGAGCAGAGAUAGAUAUGAUGAAAGUUAAGGGAGAAUAUUUCAACACCAACAAAACUAGUCUUGAUAGUGCAGUUAUUGGUGACACUUCAGGGGAUUAUCAAAAUUUCCUCAUGACCUUACUUGGAACAAAUGUCUAAAUUGCUGCACAUGGCAAGGAUCCUAUCCUCUAUUCAUAUGAAUGUGUGAUCGCAAUCAAAUGUUAGGCGAACAUUGAUUGGAAAGUAGUAUUUUAAGAAUAUUGAUUUUUACAUGUAUAUUAGGUAUGUGAAGUUACUUGAAUAAAACUACGUUUGAUUUCUA